UGGAAUGUUCUGCUCACUCACUUACAUGCCCCUCUCAUAACAGCAAAUCCAAAGCUGUAAUGUGGUUCCCGUGAUAUGAGAGGGAAAUCUGAAGUAAGAGAGUGAAAUGCAUUUAAAGUGCAGGGAAUAAGAAUAUAAGACACUAAGUCCCUUCAUCUUCUUACACUUUAUAGGGGUUUUUAACUCCAUGUAACACACACGACUCUCAGAUUUAUUAUCAUGUGCCCCUGUGUAUAUUCUUCUCUAAUACUUGUCUUUUCCUUUUAAUUUAAUAUCCAGGCCGACAUCUGGUCUCUGGGGAUUGCGGCCAUCUAUAUGGCUGAAGGGCAUCUCCCGUUCUGCAAACUUCCCAGAGCAAAACUGAUCAGGCGCGUCAUUCACGGUCCCGCGCCAACAUCAUCACGGGACAAAUGGAGUAACAACUUCCAUUCCUUUGUGAGUGAGUGCCUGCAGAAGAGUGCGGAGAGACGGCCAACUGCGAGGCAGCUUCUUGCGCACCCCUUCAUCUCAGAGCUCUGGGAUGAAAGGGGUGUAAAGAGGAGCCUCAUGAGACAUCUGCAGUGAGGUAGGGGAACCCCUCAUUCUCAUUAUAGUUCCCUUGAUGUAUAGACUAUAACCAACUACUGCUAUUAUUUAUAUAAUAUUCUCUGGCUUUCCCACAUACACAAUCAUUCUGUAACUAAAGCCGCCAGUAAGGCUUAGAUUGUAUUAGGGCAGAGGUAACUAAACUAAGCCAAAUCUAGGGAACAGUCAAACAAGCUGUGAUGGGAGAACAUGGUAUUAUUAAAUAGUUGUAGUUGGCCUUUAAAUUAGCAUGUAAUAGAGCAUGAAAUGGCAAAAAUUGUAAAUGCAAAUAAUAAAAAUGAACAAAUUGCAGAAUUAUUACAAACAGCUACUCCAUGGCUAACACUGAGCUAUCUUUCCUUAGGCCUGACUCCACGAAGCCAUGAAACAACUUGACUGCCAACGGGGGAGGGACGGGGGCACAUACAGGGGUCCUAAAUACCAUCUUUGGACCCCUGCAUAACAUCUUGGUCCCGUUGGCAGCCCUUUGUGUUGGCUUCUUGAUGAACAACUGCAUCUUCUGACAAAUGCAUCUGAGAAACAGCGGCUCUAGAAGAUCGACGUAAGUAUGGCAUUUAUUGUCAUGUUUUAUUCUUUGUUUAUUCUUUGUACAUUUUCAAAGAAGAAUGUAUUUAUGGCAUAAAUGCUUUGCUUAUUGUAUAUUAAUCUUUCCUUAGGCCUGAAUCCACGAAUCCAUAAAACAACUUGGCUGCCAACGGGGGAGGGACGGGGGCACAAACAGGGGUCCUAAAUACCAUCUUUGGACCCCUGCAUAACAUCUUGGUCCCGUUGGCAGCCCUUUGUGUUGGCUUCUUGAUGAACAACUGCAUCUUCUAACAAAUGCAUCUGAGAAGAAGAAUAUAUUAUUAUUUUUUUUUAACAAUUCUUUUAUUGAGUUUAAAUGUACAUAGUUUGCUUUAUAUUGUUUCAUUGUCAAUUGCUUGUUGUACAGAAAGAAAGUAAAUAAAGUAUAUUAACAACAUAACCAUAA
Molecule: messenger RNA, 1555 nt
Organism: Xenopus tropicalis (tropical clawed frog)
Lineage: Eukaryota; Metazoa; Chordata; Amphibia; Anura; Pipidae
Product: serine/threonine-protein kinase 4-like
Exons: 3
Coding region: 316-564 (82 amino acids)
Molecular function (GO): ATP binding
Source: RefSeq, a predicted model, not a curated record